UCUGGGGGCUGUCCGAGGACUACGGUAAGCUGAGCAAUUUGAGUGCUGCAGCCGCUUAGGCUUCGUCCAAGUGGACUUGUCCCAGAGGCGACGCUUGGGCGCGACAGGGCACAGGACGCGACACGCGGCGGCCUGGGCCUCCCUACUGCCUUCCUCUCCUUUCAUGUCGGCCUUGGAGAAAACCAUGCACCUGGGCCGCCUGCCCUCCCGCCCACCCCUGCCAGGCGGCGGGGGCGGCCAGAGCGGAGCCAAGCUGCGCAUGGGCCCUGGAAGAAAGCGAGACUUUUCCCCUGUUUCCUGGAACCAGUACUUUGAAUCCAUGGAAGAUGUGGUAGUAGAGAAUGAAACUGGCAAAGAUACUUUUCGAAUUUAUAAGAGUGGUUCAGAGGGCCCAGUCUUGCUGUUGCUGCAUGGAGGAGGCCAUUCUGCCCUCUCCUGGGCUGUGUUCACUGCAGCAAUCAUUAGCAGAAUUCAGUGUCGGAUUGUAGCAUUGGAUCUGAGGAGUCAUGGUGAGACAAAAGUCAAGAAUUCUGAAGACCUGUCUGCAGAAACUAUGGCAAAGGAUGUAGGGAAUGUUGUUGAAGCUAUGUAUGGAGAUCUUCCACCUCCCAUCAUGCUGAUCGGCCACAGCAUGGGAGGUGCCAUUGCAGUCCAUACAGCGUCAUCCAAUUUGGUGCCAAGUUUACUGGGUCUCUGCAUGAUUGAUGUUGUUGAAGGUACAGCAAUGGAUGCUCUAAACAGCAUGCAGAAUUUCUUACGAGGUCGCCCUAAAACCUUCAAGUCCCUGGAGAAUGCCAUAGAAUGGAGUGUAAAGAGUGGCCAGAUACGGAAUUUGGAAUCUGCUCGAGUUUCAAUGGUUGGCCAAGUCAAACAAUGUGAAGGGACUCUGAGUCCUGAAGUCUCUAAAACCCUGGUGGAAGGGAUCAUAGAGGAAGAAGAGGAAGAUGAAGAAGGAAGUGAAUCUGUUAAUAAAAGAAAGAAGGAAGAUGAUACUGAGACCAAGAAGGACCAUCCAUACACCUGGAGAAUUGAACUGGCAAAAACAGAAAAGUAUUGGGAUGGUUGGUUCAGAGGCUUAUCCAAUCUCUUCCUUAGCUGCCCUAUUCCUAAGCUACUGCUUCUGGCAGGUGUUGACAGGCUAGAUAAAGAUCUCACAAUUGGCCAGAUGCAAGGAAAGUUUCAGAUGCAGGUACUUCCUCAGUGUGGCCAUGCAGUUCAUGAAGAUGCUCCUGACAAGGUAGCCGAAGCUGUUGCAACUUUCUUGAUUCGUCACAGGUUUACAGAGCCCAUUGGUGGAUUUCAGUGCGUCUUCCCUGGCUGUUAGUGUCCUGACGUCCUUCAGCGCCAAGAUCCGUUGUAAAUACACCACACCAGAGGCCACUGUGAUGUAACUGUAUCUUCCUCACCUUGUCCCCAGCCCAGCCAUGAGACAUCAGCUCAUUGAUAGAACUAGUAUCCCCAACACAUGUAAAAUGUCUACUCAUGUUCUUGACAAAACACUUUGUUCAAGACCCCUGAUGUGCAUCCAUCUCCCUAGAUCCAAACUUCUUCUGGGCCCCAAAGCUUUCUUGUCUCCUUCCCUUCCCAUCCCAUCCCAUCCUAUCCCAUCCCACCCCACUACCUCCCUCCCAAAAGGGGCCAUAUUUCCAAAACCAAAAUGACCAUUUGUAGAGUGGAGGUGCCACAUUUUUAACUGAAGCCCCUUUCAGUCUUGGGGACACUAACUGGGCCCUGCCAGGCACCUCUUGGGGAAACAGGGGAUGGCCUAGUUCAAUGCUGGGAACUGUCUUUGCUGCUCUUGGGCUGGCAAUGGGAAGGAUAAGGAUAAUGAAGGGAAUUUUUCUUUGGCCUAGCCCUAGACAUCCAAAGUAUACAUGAAAAUUACUUCAUAGCCAUGUUUAGGGGUAAGGAGCCUUUUUUCCUUCAAAUAAAAUGACCAAUCAGGUUACUAUUUUCUCCAUGGUUUGAUCCUUUCAGCACACUCUAGAGGCUGUUAUGUGCUUCUGCCCCCAGGGUGACAGUGACCCAGACUUAGGCACAAUCCCAAUGUGGUUCAGGCACACGGGAUCAGGGAGGGAGGAUGCUACAUGUACCAGAGCCUGCCAGGGAAACCAGGUAGGGCCCAUUCCAAGCACAUUAUGCCAUCACCUUCUUCUUAACCCAUGCAAUGGGUACUGUACUAUCCUAACUCUCAGAUAGUCCAGACCAGACUGUACUGUCCUCUCAACAGACUCUCUAUACCACACACUAAGCUCUGGCUGUCUUAUAUUACGCCCUCCCUGGAGUGGAGUAAUCACCCACCAGCUCCCCUUGGCUGGCUUUCCUGCCUCCCCAGUGCCACCCUAUCUGCCACUGACUGGCCUUGUUUGAAUGAGUGCAUCCUAUCCAGGGAGUUGCCAGGAUUAAGCCCAUUCGUUGUAAACUGUGGAGCCGUGGUGUGGUGCGGUGCAAAGUGUGUGUUUGCCUUUCCCAAAUCCACCUCUUCAUAGCCUGAGUAGUUUCCAUGGGUUUCCUUUCAUAGAAGCAGCACAGCUGACUCCUCCUCACUUCCUCCACCACAAGGGGAGAUGUCAUGUUACCCUAGUGUUGGGGGGAGGUCCCCAAAAGCCAUGCCUAUUCUGUGUCUUAGGUGCUGCUCAUGCCCUACUCUGUUCCUCACCUCAAACCACUCUGUCCUACUACACAGUGAGGCAUCUGGGACCUUCUUUGUUCCUUUGGUAUUUAUGAUCUUGUUUAAAGAAAAUAAAUAUUCCCAGCCUAUCUGGCA
Vombatus ursinus (common wombat) is the source of this 2767-nucleotide messenger RNA. RefSeq names its product protein phosphatase methylesterase 1 (gene PPME1). The coding region runs from base 164 to 1324 and encodes 386 amino acids. The transcript is spliced from 14 exons. Gene Ontology annotation, molecular function: protein methylesterase activity. The record is from RefSeq and is a predicted model, not a curated record. Gene Ontology annotation, biological process: protein demethylation. Lineage: Eukaryota; Metazoa; Chordata; Mammalia; Diprotodontia; Vombatidae.